Molecule: messenger RNA, 5332 nt
Organism: Chlamydomonas reinhardtii
Lineage: Eukaryota; Viridiplantae; Chlorophyta; Chlorophyceae; Chlamydomonadales; Chlamydomonadaceae
Exons: 3
Coding region: 187-3618 (1143 amino acids)
Source: RefSeq, a predicted model, not a curated record
CAAUGAUGUGUGCUAGGGCCAUUCCUAGUUUGCCCUACGCGCUCGACAUGAAGCGACGGAGAAAGCUUGUAGCGCUCAUUUGUUUGGCGACAGAAUAACUCAUGAUUAGGAAGGACCCGCGGCAAGGACUUUGACAUGUCGCGUGAAGUCCAAGGCAAAGGACAUGGCGCAUCAGUGCGGCCCGGGAUGAUAGGGCGUGCCAGAAAUGAAGGGCCAGAGCCCGUACACGCGGAGGCCCCCUUGCUGGUGAUCGCGGGUUAUCGGGCGCCCAAUCCCGCUUCCCAAGGCGGUGCUGGAGGCGGCCUUCCUCACAGCGCUAGGCCAUUGUGGGCUGCUACCAGCUCUGGGCUGCAGGGCUGGCCCGCACAAGCAGGCGGCUUGCGAGCCGCUGGUUCCAACGGCACCGCCCCCGGGUCAGGUCCGGGCAUGUGGGGCCCCGCGGCCGGCCGCACCUCUGGCCUGUUCCGGGACAUGCCGCCCACUGCAGCGCCCAGCGGCUUCCCGGGAAACACACUGGCGCUGGCGGCCGCCGCCAUGGUGGCCGCAUCCAGUCAGGCGGGGGGUAGGGGGCCGUCUGGCCAGCAUCAUCCGCUGCGCCGCAGCUCCUCGGGCUUUAGCAGCUACACUGGCGCGGCUGCCUCGCCCUGGGCCUCCAGCACCGCCAGCAGUGUGGCCAGCACACACAGCAACACCAGCAUAAGCGGAGGUGGGGCUAGCGGUGGCGGGGCCCUCAUGACUUACACCAGCUCGGUGGGCCAAAGCACCGCAGGCAUGGCAGCGCCGCUGACUUGCGGCAGUGGCGGCAGCUUCAACACUGCUUCUGCGGCCGGUACACAGCAGCCUUCCUCCCGCCAGCAGCAUAUGCGGCCGUUGUCCGGCGGGCAAAAUGUCGUGGGACCUCAUGGACACGUCAUACACGGCAGCGGAAUACCGGUCUCGACCCGUGGCGGUCCAGCUGCCCAGGGAGCGAACCCGGCGUCCGCACCGGCAGCGACCACAGUGGUGCCGGUAUCACAUAAUGCAGCAGGCGUAGAAUCCGGUUCGUGGGUGACAGCAGUGGCAGCAACAUCCAUGUCCGCACUCGAAGUGGGAGCGUCGGAUGCAGAUACAUGCACGACCGUCAGCCAGCCUGGUGUGGAGGUUGCCGCUGCUUGCCUUGCAAGGGACGGGGCCGUGGGACAUGAGGUGACGGGCCUUCCAUCCGCAGCGACUGAAGGGUGCGGGAUCGUUGAUGACCUGCCGGCGAGAGGGGGUGACUUGCAACCGGGUCAGCUGGCUUUUUGGACAGCGAGCUCAGGCGUGGCCACUGACCCUCAAGCUGCCGCCUUGCCAGUAGCAGGUGAAGGCGGGCAUAAUGCGACAGAGGACGUGCACUCAGACGCAGCGCAUAGUCUACAGCUCGAUCCAAGCGCUGGUGAUGCUGCUGCCCCUACAGCAGCCGCUGCACAAGUGGCGUUGGUCGGUGGCCAUGCAGCGGCAGAGCUGGCGGACCGCAACAGCGGGGCACGAGGCGGGGGCGGAAUGGUGCCGCCCCUGGAUCUCCCAGUAGCGGCGCAUGCGGAGGAACUUGGGGCCGGGGACAUGCCUCGCACCAGCACGCCUCGGAAGCGCCGCUCCAGCAAGCGGCGGAGCAGCACCGCCAGCGCCAGUGGCAACCGAGGCAACAGCACACCCCGCCGCUUCAUGUCCGGCACCAGCAGCACCAGCAGGAACGGCCGACCCGCCACAGUCGUGGGUUCGCCUGGACUGGCGUCCUACCCCGCUUCCCCGAGGGCCGCAGUCACUGGUGGCGGCGGCACCAGUCGCAGCCGCAGUGGCAAUGCGCUCAUCCCCAGCGGCACUGCAGCUGGACCUCUGCCUGGGCCACUGGCUCGCUCCAGCAGCGGCUGCGGCUCUACGCCUUUGCGCUGCUCACCGAGCCUGCCAGAGGACGAUGGCUGGGCCGCUGGCAGCGGUGCGCUCACUGGGCAUGGCACAAGCGAGGUCUCACGCUCCGGCCAGGUGGAUGUGCACGGCCUCAGCCAUGCCAGCCGCCCACCGCUGCCCAAGCCCAGUUCUCGCGACGUGCCGGCUGUCGUGGCUGAGAGUGCGACAGCUGCGCUACACGAGGCAGCCGGCGCUGCCGCCCAGUGUCGGCACAGCAGCAGUGUUGGCAACAACGACAGCAUCAAGGCAGUAGUGGACGCCUCUGCUAUGUGGGGCGAGGAUGCGCAGCCAUACCAGCUUGGUGGCGCUGUGCCGGUAGGGACUGACCCGGCUGCAGCAUUAAGUUCCAAGCCCACCACACCGCUCUUGCCCUCCCUGCACGUGCGUACGUCUGGCAGGCUGCUGGACCUACCCUCGGCGCCGCAGUACAUGUUGGGCCCCAGUGCGGCCAGCCGGGCAUCCGGCAGCCACCUGGGUGGCGCGCCGCUGCACCCUGAUAGCCCCUCAUGUGCAGCACAUGCACGGCUUGCGGUGCUGCAGUCAUCUUCACCUUGCGGCGCGUGCAAUUCAACGCCAUAUAGCCCUGCGGCCACAGCAGCCGCGGCAGCAGGAGGUGUGACGCACUCCCACCCCCGGCGGCCCUCUCUGGAACCCCUGUCGCCCAGUGCAGCGCGCGCGGGCGUCUCACAUGCCCUGUGCCCCACUGGUACUCAGUGGGGCAACGCAGAGGUCGAGGGUGCCGCAAGUGCCUGCGGCGCCCAGGCAGCGGAACUGGUAGCCCCAUUCUCACCGCCACUCGGACCGCGGCCGCCAUCACAUCUGUCACCGCUCGGUCACCCGCCGCCGCUGCUGCAUCAGGGCCCUGCUGCGCACCACUCGGCACCGCCCGCAGCAGUUGGGCCAGCCAGCCGGGUUGUGUCGCAGCUCAAGAGCGGCGCCGAGUAUGCCGCGCAGCUCAACCUGCGUGAGACGGCUCCGGCUGGCUUCACGGCGGCCAAAUUCGGCAACGGUGCAAGCGCUGGGUCUGCAGUCGGCGCAACUGCCGUUGUGGAUGGGGGCGACAGGCUGUUCCUUGUGAGCGGAAAUGCGGCAAACAAGCCAAAAGGUGUUGCAGCAGGCACGCCUGCCAGCCGACGCAGCAGCAGGCAGGCGAGCCCCGCGCGGACGAGCUUAUUCCACACGCAGCAGUUGACCGACAGCAGGGUCGCAGCGGUCUCGGCUGCGUCUGCGGACCCCGAGGAGCAGGUCCGCAAGGCGCAGGAGCGGCUUGAGGCGUAUGCCCGGGCGCAAAAGGACAAGGCCAAGGCUGCAGAGGCUGAGGAGGUGGCACGGCGCCAACGGCACGCCGACGAACGCAGUCGGCAAGCGGCAGCCAAGGAACGGCGGCGUGUGGAGGUCUACGCGCUGAACGCCCUGCUGGCGCUGUCGGAGUCAGCCCGCACGAAGCUGCUGGUGGCGGCCAUGGCGGCACAGGAGCAGGGCCAACAGGGGUUCGGCGGCUGCGCUGGCACAUCGCCUGGCAAGGCUGCCGAAGGCGCAGCAGGGGGCAGCGAUGAUGUAGCGAACGACUCUGAUGAGGGCAGCACUGAUGAGGACGAGGAUGGCGGCGGCAGCGACAGUGAAGUGGAGGUUGGGCAGCAGGCGAUGGUCGACCGGAAAGAGGAUGGUGCGUUGUUCCGCCAUGGUGUGUAGCUUGAUAGCACGAGCUCUCCGAGUCACGGCCAGUUGUAGCAAGGCUGCACCCACUCCUGCGUAGGUAAAGCUGCGCAACUGAACUGGGUUAGCUGGUUGGAAACAGUACUAGCUCAGGCGAGACAGAUAAUCAUCUACGAUAAAGACUAUAUACGUUAAGAACAAGAUUUUGGACGUGUCGUAAGCAACCGGGCAUCCCUGCACUGGACUUGGGUGCUGUAUACGGUAGCUGUCGUAUCGUGGGUUCAUCAGGACACCAGUUACCAAAGGCAAGAUUGCGCUACGUGCAGGAUGACAGACUGGUGCAUGCCCCUGCCGGUAAGGACCAUAAAUUGGGAUGAUGCACUGGUCAUACAUGUGUGAACUUGGAGCAUGAGGCAGGGUGUUGUGCUGGGAUUGCAGUGUUUCCUGUAGUUUGCAUGUAGGUAGGCGUUUUUGCAGUGAUUUAUGUUUUUGCCGGCACUCUGGAAAUGUGUGAUGGGGACCGCCGGCAUUACUUUUGGGACUGUGUUGUUGCACGGGCGUUGCGGGAGAACAUGGCUAUGGCAAUGUCAAUGGGCUCCCCUCCUGACACGGCUGAUGACUGUUUCUCGCGUGCUGACCUUUGGCUGGUGCAGCCGCCUGCUGGGCUGGCGCCGCCGGUGUGGGAUGCAGUGUGUUUGGCUGCGCUGUCUGCCCUUGACUCGGGCCGGCAGCAGGUGAUUAUGACUGGCUUGCGUGUGCGUCGGGCUCUGACGUCUGCGGAAGUCAUGCGCAUCAGUGUGUCCGUUAUUGCUGACUUCUGGGGCCGGCUGCAAUCGUAUGUCAGCCUCGGCCUCCGCCCGAAAGCCUGGGCCACGGUGCCUGCGCACCAUCCGUUCCUCUCGCGGGGUGCGGGUGACUGUGUGCUGCUAGUGUUGCCUGAUGAUGUGGGCUCCCCGCCCCCCUCGCCUUAAUUUGCUCGUGGGUGGUGGGAGCGGUGUGCCUCUGGUGUGUGCGCUGUGGGGCUACCCGUAUGGGGCGUCGGCGUGGGCGUCGCCGGACUACGUGCCCGGUGUACCUGCGUUGACACCUCGCCGUGGGUCUGGGGGGCCCCAGGCAUGAAGUCAAGCUACCCUCAAGUUUACCCUCAAGGACCUGCCCUGUCUGCUGGGCGCCGGUCCCAACACCAAAUCCCUUGAUACUGCAACGUGUGGGCAAGAAGGGAGCAGGUCUCAGCAUUGAGCAGUGCAGCCCCAUAAUGCCAGGGCUUGCGAGACAGCGGCGAAUUUAUUUGGUUGGACCCAAGGUUGGAGCCAUUACGUGUAGCUAUGGUGUGGCGGGAGUGGCUUGAGCUGUGUCAGAUUCUAACUUUCCGAAAAGGAGCCCAGCAAGUGUGUAUCGGACUUCUUGAUAAAGCGUUACAGGACUUGAUAUGUUCAGAGAAAUGAAAGAUAUGUGCACCCUGUACCGUGCUGACACAGUUCUGUGUGUGUUACAGGAUUGGAAGUGUGCAUUCCUAAUACCUGCAACGAGACUAACCGAGCCGCACGGGCCCCUCGUCGCCUGGAACUGGAUUGUCAGUUGCGUCUUGCACAUCAUGUGCACCGUCGUCAAAAGACAGCGCUUAGACCAUUAUCACUCUUUGUCUUCACAACGAGACAAAGCCGUGGGUAUGCUGGUGGCCUAGACAGGUGAUUCCUGUGGGGUCUACCAGGCUGUCAAAGUUUGGACACAGCAAAUGACCAGAAUGGUA